This is a messenger RNA of Magnusiomyces paraingens, 282 nucleotides long. Its product is annotated as mitochondrial 37S ribosomal protein mS37. The record is from RefSeq and is a predicted model, not a curated record. Gene Ontology annotation, cellular component: mitochondrial small ribosomal subunit. The transcript is spliced from 2 exons. The coding region runs from base 1 to 282 and encodes 93 amino acids. NCBI's taxonomy places the organism in Eukaryota, Fungi, Ascomycota, Dipodascomycetes, Dipodascales, Dipodascaceae. Gene Ontology annotation, molecular function: structural constituent of ribosome. Gene Ontology annotation, biological process: mitochondrial translation.
AUGUCGUCGCUCUCUAGCAAGCAGCCCCGUCUGAAACAUCUUGCAAAGCUCCGCGUCAAGAGUACUGCCGCAAAGACUGCCGGUGGUCCCUGCAGCGUUGCUCUCACCAACUUGCUUUCGUGCUGGGCCAGUAACGGCCACGAUGCCCCUACCUGUGCCAACUUUGCUCAAGAGCUCAAGAUUUGCAUGGCUACUAGACCCACGGUCAAGGCUGGAAAGUCUUCCAUCAACUAUCAUGCUGCUAGACUGAAAGACAAGGUCUCCCCUCCUCCAUACGACUGA